AUGUUGCUAAAUGUAAAGAAAAAAAUUAAUUGCAUAUUUGAAAUAGUUAUUGAACCAUCCAUCAGUUCAAAGAGACCGAACCAAUUUUUUUCAGUGCAAGCAACAGAUGGUCUGAGGAAUGAGUUUGUGUCAUCACUUAAUCAGCCCCACAUUGUCAGUGAAAAAAUCGAUGGUACCUCAUCAUUUGUCAGAAGAUUCAAUGGUAUACCUUGGCUGUGGGCAAGACAUGACAGAAAACCCACAAAGAAUUACAAAAAGAUGCAUAUAGGUGAUAGCAUAGACUAUCAAGACUUCAAAAUUGAAAACUACAAAGAUGCCCCAGAAAACUGGACUGCUUCUGACGCUUGCCUGAAUGAAAUGGGAAAACUUAUUCCAGACACAAACGGUCACAUUAUGGGCUGGGUUCCCAUCAAUCCACAACUGAAACAACAUUGCUGGCACUGCCAAGCUGUAGAUCUUGAGUCUGGAUUGGCGCUGACUUUAAAACCAAAUGAUGGACAUGCAGACAACACAUUAGAACUGUCCAUAGAACCGCUAGAGAAGCUAGAGGAAUGCACUUUUGAGUUAAUUGGAACAAACAUCAAUGGGAAUGCAUACAAUAUAGGCUCCAAACAGGCACCACUGCACAUCCUGGUUCGACAUGGCAUAAUAAAAAUCUCCAAAACGUACCCAAAUGUUACACAAAGUUCAUUACGCAAUUGGUUUAUCAACGAUGAAAAUGGUAGAGUAGAAGGAAUAGUAUGGCACUGCAGCAAUUCAAGACUAUACAAGCUGCACAGGCACCACCUGGGAUUAGAGUGGCCAAUUGAUUGUACCAAAUUGUCUACAAGACCUCUUGUAAUUAAUAUACCCAAGUGUCACAAUUCACCAAAUCCUCAUUUCAAAUUUCUUUCUAUUUUUGAUGGUAGAUGUUUCAAUUCAUUUAAUGAAUUUGUGUUAUGUUACAUUGAUAAAUAUUCUAGUUUUUGA
Helobdella robusta is the source of this 969-nucleotide messenger RNA. RefSeq lists its product as hypothetical. The coding region runs from base 1 to 969 and encodes 322 amino acids. The record is from RefSeq and is a predicted model, not a curated record. Gene Ontology annotation, molecular function: RNA ligase (ATP) activity. The transcript has a single exon. Gene Ontology annotation, biological process: response to reactive oxygen species. Lineage: Eukaryota; Metazoa; Annelida; Clitellata; Rhynchobdellida; Glossiphoniidae.